AUGGCGGAACUGGGGAAGAAGUACUGCGUGUACUGCCUGGCCGAGGUGAGCCCGCUGCGCUUCCGCUGCACCGAGUGCGCCGACAUCGAGCUCUGCCCCGAGUGCUUCUCGGCGGGCGCCGAGAUCGGCCCGCACCGCCGAUGGCACGGCUACCAGCUGGUGGACGGCGGCCGCUUCACCCUCUGGGGCGCCGAGGCCGAGGGCGGCUGGAGCAGCCGCGAGGAGCAGCUGCUGCUGGACGCCAUCGAGCAGUUCGGCUUCGGCAACUGGGAGGACAUGGCCGCUCACGUGGGCGCAUCCCGAACGCCUCAGGAGGUGAUGGAGCACUACGUGAGCAUGUACAUCCACGGCAACCUGGGCAAGGCCUGCAUCCCUGACACCAUUCCCAACAGGGUGACGGACCACACGUGUCCCAGCGGCGGCCCGCUGUCCCCCAGCCUGACGACGCCGCUGCCGCCGCUGGACAUCUCGGUGGCCGAGCAGCAGCAGCUGGGCUACAUGCCCCUGCGCGACGACUACGAGAUCGAGUACGACCAGGACGCCGAGACGCUCAUCAGCGGCCUCUCGGUCAACUACGACGACGACGACGUGGAGAUCGAGCUGAAGAGGGCUCACGUGGACAUGUACGUGAGGAAGCUCAAGGAGAGGCAGCGGCGCAAGAACAUCGCGCGAGAUUAUAACCUGGUGCCGGCCUUCUUGGGCAAGGACAAAAAGGACAAGGAGAAAACUCCCAAACGGAAGAUCACGAAGGAAGAGAAGGAGUUGAGGUUGAAACUGAGGCCUUUGUACCAGUUCAUGUCUUGUAAGGAGUUUGAGGACUUCUUUGAGAACAUGCACAAGGAGAGGAUACUUCGAGCGAAGAUUCGGGAGCUGCAGCGGUACCGGCGGAACGGCAUCACCAAAAUGGAGGAGUCGGCGGAGUACGAGGCGGCCCGGCACAAACGGGAAAAGAGGAAGGAGAACAAGAACAUAGCUAGUUCCAAGAGAGGGAAGGAAGAGGGUAAAGAAGGUGAAUUUGCUGCCAUUGAAAACCUGCCUGGCUUUGAACUCUUGUCGGACAGGGAAAAGGUGCUCUGCAGCUCUCUGAACUUGAGUCCUGCACGUUAUGUGACUGUAAAAACUAUCAUCAUUAAAGACCAUCUCCAAAAAAGACAAGGAAUUCCUUCAAAGAGUCGCCUUCCCAGUUACUUAGAUAAGGUACUGAAGAAAAGGAUUUUAAACUUUCUGACAGAAAGUGGUUGGAUAUCCAGGGAUGCUUCAUGAAAUUCAGCUGAUCUCAAAAAACACAGCAGAGGCCCAUUACAGCCUCAAGGACUUCGUUAUUGUUUCCUUCCCUCCCCAAAGAUACAGAAACCAUGUCGGUUAAAAACACAAAAGAGCAAAUACACAAACCUCCAGAGUCAUCAUGAUCCAUGGUGGUUUAAGUAGACUUUUGCUUUGGAUCAUGGAAAAUACUUAAUUCUGAAACUUCUACAUUGGAUUUCACUGCUUUUGGUACAUUCUUAGAACAGAUUUUUUCAUGUGAACUUACUCAAGUCCGGUAGUCCCAGAGUAGUUGCUUUAGUUUGUACUAUUGGAUAAAGGAAUAUCAGUGUAAUCCUUGCUUUUCUCUGAAGGUAGGAGAUCGUUUCAUUCACUGGAAACUUUCUUCACCCUUUGUUUUGUGGUUUUUUUUUGGCAUAAUGCUGGCAGCAAAGUGAAGCUUACCAAAGCCCUGUGCUCAGGAGGAGGUGAGCAGGGACUUUAGUGAGCAGUGCUAAGCUUUUGGAACAUUCUCCUCAGUAACUACAGCCGAGGCGUGGGGACGCCGGGAUGAGAGUUCCUGUUGGGAGUACAGCAGGGCUGAGCCGUGGCAGGGAGAGGAGGGAAGGAAGGAAAUGGGGUAGCUGAGAUGCCUGCAGGGAUUUGUGCUGUAGAGGGGAGUUCUUGAAGAGCUCCAGCUGAUCUGGGCAUUGUUUUGGCCUGAGUUUCCUGAAACAGACCCCUCUGAAGAGUUGACGUUUCCUGCUUGGUACUGGAGUGUCAGGAGUCCCCAGCAGCUGUGGUGCUCUGCUCCAGAGGAGGGGUCAGCUACAGCAAGGUACCUGGUUUGGGCCAGAAAUGGCAUUUGGGAGAGUAGGCAGUGAGGUGUUUGGCAGAAGUUGAGAGCCUCAGGCAGCAAAAUCACUUUUUCCUUACUGGGGGAGCCUGCUUCUCCUCCUUUAGGAUCUUAACCCCUGAGCUCAUAGAGCCUGAGGAGGUGUAGCUGCCUCCUGAAUUUCGUUGGGAAGUCAGGGAAAGGGAGCAAGAUUCUCAAAUGGGUUGUGAUGGCUGAGAUUGGUCUUUAAAAACAAAAAUAACAAUUGAUGCAGAUUUGGUCAAAAUGCACAAAGUGUUCCUAAAUUUGGAGUGCCUAACCAGCCACUGCAGGGUUCUAAUUGCACACACCUUGAGAUGUACCAGCCCAGGCACAUUGAAUCUGGGUGUCCUGACAGGGAGAGGGGCUGUGCACCUUGGGAGGGAGCUCCUCCAGUUCUGACAGCUGCUGCCUGCAGAGCUGCUGGAGCCAGCUGGGAUGUAGCACAGUGAGAACACAAAUGGCCAAGCCACAGUGCUGUUCUAAUGAGAUCUGGUGAUAAAUGGAAAGAUGUUAAAAGAGGAUUAGAAAAAAAAAUUAUGCCCAUUUCAUCCUUCUAUUCCCUGCUGGUGUUUAACCAAAUGAAUAAAAACCAGUGGUUGCCACAUGGAAGAUGGCACAGUUACUUGUGCCUGAACCUCUCUGCUGGUCAUGUCUGGAGCAGGAAGCUGUGGCUGGAGGCAGGCUGGGCAGGUCUGGAGUGCAGGUGUACCAAACUUGGAACCUGGCUUCAAUCUGACUGCAAGACCUGGAAAUGUCAUCUUGCUUUGAUGCUUUGGGCUGUAGUCAGUGAGGAUACCACAAAAUCUUCAAACAGUAUUAAUUCUGCAGUUUGGCAGAGGUAUUCUGAUCAGAACUGGGUUUCAUUUAAUACAUCCAGCAUUACCAAACUAGUGUUACCAGUGAGUUUAGAAUAAAAAGAGUACAAUUACAAAGCCAGCAUUUCUAAGGAAAAAAAACCAAAACUCGAGUGCCUUUUUCUUUUGAGCUUAUGUUGUGUCCCUUCAAAAAAGGUAAGGGCUAUGUCCUCUGGGGUGUAAUACUUUGUUUGGCUUAUCUGUAAGUGGUUUGUUGUGGCAUACUCGAGACAAACUGUCUCUUCUUGGCAGCAGUGGAGCUAACUGCAGUGUGCUGAGUAGCUUUAAUAACCACUUCCACCCUGUAUGCAUGUACAAGCAGCACACAAGUUCAUUAGGUAUAAACCCUUGGUUAUUUUCUCUGUCCUGCUCUUGUGAGAAGGAAGCUCAGUCUUUCUUUUCAGCAUUCUAGUUAUGCAAUUUGGUUCUUCUUGUAACUUGGUUGUUUAACUGCCAUAACAUGCUGUUUUGAAGUCUCAAUUCUGCAUGUAGCUGGGAGUUUAAGAGAAUUAUUUUGGUUUUGGUUCUUCUGGGGGUUUUUCCCUCAAAUCUGUGAUUUUCAUAUUUUGACACUGUUUUGGCACAUCUAAGUUAAACUGAAGCAAUAGCAUAAAGCCCAUCUGAACAAUAACUUAGGAAAAAAUCUAGGCACCAAUGAGUCAUUUAAAUGUUGAAGUGAAUUCUGCAUUUACACUUUGUAGCUUCUUAAUUCCUCAACCCCUCCAAAAUGUUUCUUUGGUGCUAGAUGUAACUUAUUGAACAUCAAAAUGAAUGUAAAAUAAAAGUAUUUUUAAUGUAUGCAA
Messenger RNA from Melospiza georgiana, 3776 nucleotides. It is a transcript of the gene TADA2B, whose product is annotated as transcriptional adaptor 2B. Gene Ontology annotation, cellular component: SAGA-type complex; nucleus. Gene Ontology annotation, biological process: chromatin remodeling; regulation of transcription by RNA polymerase II. The transcript has 2 exons. Lineage: Eukaryota; Metazoa; Chordata; Aves; Passeriformes; Passerellidae. The record is from RefSeq and is a predicted model, not a curated record. Bases 1 to 1263 code for a protein of 420 amino acids. Gene Ontology annotation, molecular function: chromatin binding; transcription coactivator activity; zinc ion binding.